UGCUCCGCUCCGCUCCGCCGUGCCCCGGGCCGUGCCGUGCCGGGCCCCCCCGGGCGGCGCAGGCAGGCGGGGACAUCCCCGCCCCUCUCCCCGCCCGAGGCGAGCGGAGCCCGGCACUGGGCGAGCUGCGGCCGCUGCCCUCCGCAGCGCAUCCCGCACAGCCCGGCUCGGCACGGCCCCUGCCCUGCGCCCCCAUCCCCGCCGCGCCCCGCACGGAGAGAGCCAGCCAUGGGUUGCUUUGAAUGUUGCAUUAAGUGCCUAGGAGGAGUGCCAUACGCUUCGCUGGUGGCAACCAUUCUCUGCUUCUCGGGGGUAGCCUUGUUUUGUGGUUGCGGCCAUGUGGCGCUUACAGGCACGGUGUCCAUCCUUGAGCAGCACUUCUCCACGACUGCCAGCGACCAUGCUUUGCUGAGUGAAGUAAUACAGCUAAUGCAGUAUGUAAUUUAUGGCAUUGCAUCAUUUUUCUUCUUAUAUGGAAUAAUCCUUUUGGCAGAAGGCUUUUAUACAACAAGUGCUGUGAAGGAGCUGCAUGGAGAGUUCAAAACGACAGCUUGUGGCCGCUGCAUCAGUGGGAUGUUUGUUUUCCUCACCUAUGUGCUUGGAGUGGCCUGGCUUGGGGUCUUUGGCUUCUCCGCUGUGCCUGUCUUUAUGUUCUAUAACAUAUGGUCAACUUGCGAAGUCAUCAAAUCUCUUCAGACAAAUAUGACAGUUCCAGGGGACCAGAUCUGCGUGGAUAUCAGGCAAUACGGUAUUAUCCCGUGGAAUGCUGUACCUGGCAAAGCCUGUGGUCCGAUCCUGGAGAACAUCUGCAACACGAACGAGUUCUACAUGUCUUAUCACCUGUUCAUUGUGGCUUGUGCUGGAGCUGGUGCCACUGUCAUAGCAUUGCUGAUCUACAUGAUGGCUACUACAUAUAACUAUGCUGUUUUGAAGUUUAAGAGUCGGGAAGAUUGCUGCACUAAAUUCUAAAUUGUAUAAGCCCAGUAAAGAGCUGCAUUGCUGUAGCUUGAAAUACCACUGACACCCUAGGCUAAAAGUCUAGCUUUCUGAAUUUUGUUACAGUAAUUGUAAAUAGCUUCAGUAAGCCUCAUUUAGCUUAUCAGAUUAAUAAAAUGACUUCUUGUAUAUGAACUAUGAUGUGGAUGAGAUCUGGCUAUUUUUUCCUGUUGAGAGGAUUCAGUUACUGUUGGACUGUUUAUAAAUCGUCCUUUGGAAGAUAGGACUUUUUCAUUUGAAGUCUCCAUUUGUUUUUUAGCAGUCAUCUCUAAAACAAAGACUGGAACAGUUCAGGGUCAGAAUUACUCGUCUAUUCUUCAUCCUAAACGACAACUACAAAAAACUCUGAGCAUACAAAUAUAUAUGAUACAAAAUAAAAAGAGUAAUAAAGUAGUGCCAAUCUCUUUUGGCAGAAAUCAGAAGCCCCAGUAUUAUGAAUUAGUCGGCUUGUCUUUCUGGUGCAUGGAUGAUUAAGUUGAUUAUUUUCUUUUACUUCAUUUUCAAAUAACUGCCAAAUCAUGCUCUCUCUGGAAGGAAAUACAUCCUUGUAUUAGCUCUGCGUAAAACAAUCACAUUCUGGUUUUGGACCCUAAACUUGUAAGAAAUAGCAUAUAAAUAGUUUCUGUUCUUGUAUGGCUUGCACUUUAGUAACUGAUUUCUCAGUAGCCAGAUCUCAAAAAUGUAAGUAUGACUGCACGGGAAGCAAAACCAUGCAUAGAUCAUAGAGACAUUUUUACACUGUUGGGGGGAAAAAAUAAAAAGUGAAUUAAUGUGUUCAGAUGUAGAUUUUUUGCAUGAAGUGUGGUGAAAAGAUGUUGGGAAGAGAUGAAUUCAAAAACCAGGAAAAAUCCACACAAUAAAAAAAAAAAAAGCUAAUUAUGAUGUAAAACUUUUCACCUGAAGUUAGACAAUGGGAGAUUAAAAUGUAGUUAUAACAAUACAUGAUUAAGACUUCUUAACCCAGAGAUUGCAUGCUUUUGCUUAGUUUUGGACUCGUGUUUUGUUGUUUAAUUUUUCAAUGUGUUAAUGUAGCCUUGUUCACGUAAAUAAAACUGUUUACAAUUUCAGGCUUUUUCCAGGGGGAGGGUGGAAUUCUCAUCUGCUUGUUGGGGGAAAAGAAUUACCAGGAGCUGGGCUUGAAUAUACAUAAACACCACAACCUUAGAAACCAGUUCUUCUGAGCACCUCUUAGUUUACGUAGGAUCUAAAUUGCCACGUAUAAAAGUUUUUUUUCCCGCUUCUCCCCAUUCUUCAUUUUAAUUGAUCCGUACAACUCUUCAGCUCAUUUUAUUGCUGUUGUACUAACUUUCUCUAAGUUGUGAAUAACCAACCUAAAUAUUAGCAUGCAAAAUUCUAGAGAUCUUUGAAAAUAGCCUCUGUGCUUGUUUUAAUAACAGAAUGCUUAUUAACGUAGAAUAACUUUUUUUUGGUCAUUAUUGUAAAGAGCGUCUAUUAAUCUAACUAGCAGCUUGCUUUGCCUCUUGACAUGCUCACUAGCCAUCAUGCUCACCCUUCUCUUCCAGAUCCACUUCCUCAUGAUACUGUCUUCUAACUGGGCCUACUUAAAGGAUGCAAGCAAAAUGCAGGCCUACCAAGAUAUCAAAGCAAAAGAAGAGCAGGAGCUUCAGGAUAUCCAGUCUCGGUCAAAAGAGCAACUCAAUUCUUACACAUAAAUGUUUGCCACAGUAAUUCAGCAGAAGAAUUCUGUAGCUCUGACAAAUCAACAAAUAGCUGCUCUGCAGUACAGAUGUGUGUCUACCAAACAAAAUUAUAGAGAAGUGUAAAAGCUUCACGUUCAAGCUCCUGGAACACAUUCAUAGGGAAAUCUUCCCAUGGGUAAUCUUCCAUCUCACGCAGAGAAUGGAGGUUUUAUUCCAGGCAUUUUAAAAGGCAACACUUCACAAUAAGUGACCAAAUUAUUCUACUUUGAGACGUUCAGAAUUUACUAUUUGACAUGCAGCAUGAAUUCCUGCACAAAACUGUGGCAGGUGCUCCAAACCAGCAAGCAGUAAAUGUUUGUACAGACCUUAGACAAAGGCAUGUGUAAGAUGUGUGAUUUAGUAUCUCCUCAGUAUAUAUACCAAAUGGAACUGUGGCUGGCUAAGAUUUCUGAUAGCCUGUGCUUAUUUGGAAGCACAGUUGCAGCGUUUUAUAAGUCAUAAUAGGGCAGCCUUUGAACACUCUUUACAUGGGCCACAGGAACAGCAAUCUACUUUUGUGCCACAGUUUUUUACGAUGAAACAGUCACUCUCCUGUGCUUACCUGAGUGUUGAGCAGAUGUCCCAAGUUUUAAUCUUUUUAUUAACUAUUUAAUGGAAUGUAGAUGCUUGGAUCUGGAUAAUGAUCCCCUUCUUUGAAAAUAAAUGUCAGCUUUGCCUUAAUAUUUAUUUUCUAUAAAUGUCUUAGCAUUUAUAUAGUGGCAGGAGACCAUUAUCCUUCAUUUUAAGUGAAAAGUGUUACCUUAUUAAAAUGACACUGAUGUGACUACUCCAAACGAGCAGAUGACGAAGUUUGCAGAGUUUUACACAA
Cygnus olor (mute swan) is the source of this 3525-nucleotide messenger RNA. It is a transcript of the gene GPM6B, whose product is annotated as glycoprotein M6B. Gene Ontology annotation, cellular component: plasma membrane; myelin sheath. Gene Ontology annotation, biological process: central nervous system myelination; axon development. Gene Ontology annotation, molecular function: structural constituent of myelin sheath. The record is from RefSeq and is a predicted model, not a curated record. The transcript is spliced from 7 exons. NCBI's taxonomy places the organism in Eukaryota, Metazoa, Chordata, Aves, Anseriformes, Anatidae. Bases 229 to 969 code for a protein of 246 amino acids.